Molecule: messenger RNA, 3045 nt
Organism: Leishmania major strain Friedlin
Lineage: Eukaryota; Euglenozoa; Kinetoplastea; Trypanosomatida; Trypanosomatidae
Exons: 1
Coding region: 1-3045 (1014 amino acids)
Source: RefSeq, a predicted model, not a curated record
AUGAAUGCAAGCCUUACUCCCCGUCUCUCUCUCUCUCUCUCUCUCUCGCUUGGCUUCCGCGCCGGCCAUUUCGACUUCCCAUCACCCUUCACCCCGCCCUCUCCUGCCGUGCAUGCACACGCCGAGGCGCAUACGGUGCCGCUUGCGCGUACAUCUGCCGCCUCUUUGUGUUUGGUCGUUUUUUCUGGGCUUCGCUUGCCGCUGUGCUUGGCUCGCAGGAAGAGAACACACCGUGAGCACCCCUUCCCCUCGGGUUGGAGCCUUCGGACCCUCCGUGACACCUCCUUAGCUGCGCUAUCACCUCUUCCAUAUCAGGCAGCCACUCGGCAUCGUACCGGUCUCACUCACAGCACUUGCUCCCCUCCGCUGCGCCCCCGGCACCUCCGAUUCCGAUCAACACAUAUCGAUUCUUUUCUUACCCCCCCCCCUCCCGCCCUUCUCAAGAUGUUCUAUACGUACGCGGAGAAGCAGGGCAGCGUCUUCUUCGACAAGUGGCAGAUGCGACAAAUCGCCUUUGACACACUGCGCCGCCACCUCUACUAUUGCGACUGCGUCAGCCCAGAAAAGAUCGCCUACCCCAACGCUAACGAUAACCCGUUCCCCACAAUCGGCGCUUCGGAUGACUCCUUGGAGGAUGGGGAGGACUUCGACCCCGAUCUUGGCGCCACUGUCGAGAACCCCGCCGUUUCUCAGCUUUUCAUGCGCCCACCGGUGUCCUCAGUGAACCAGCGGCGUCACUUCAACGAGGCGCCGCCGCCGCCCAACAAUCCCGAUGAUGUGCAGUGGCGCAAGAAGAUCAAGGUGGACAUGAUUGUGGCAGUUGGCAAGGAGCAUGUGUUUCUGCUGGAGGACACACACCUUAAGGAGACGGACCUGUUUCAGAUCGAAAUCCACGGAGAGGUACGACCAAUGGCAUCUGGCGAGACACCCGCCCCCGGUCCGCUGCUGUGCCCGUCCGCUGGGCUGUCCGGAAUGCCCAAUCGGUGCACCGUGGAGAAUGACGAGUUCAUUCGUGACCCAUUCUUCUUACGUGAGCUCUAUGAGGCGCUACGGUACCAGUUCUCGAAUCUGCGCAUGGAGAGAGAGCGUGCGGAGCUGGCCAGCGGUCAGCCGGUGGUGUCGGCGAAUGCGCGCAGGACGCAGACGCUGGAGUCGCCGCGGCCAAAGGGUGGCUCCGUGCACCGCGGCAGUCGCAUCAAGAUAGUCCUGCGCAUGCGCACAGACUACGAGUUCCGCCGUUUUGUCUACGUUGUGCAGACCGUGCUCGGGUACGAUAAGCUGAGUGCCCGACCGUAUCGCGGUCUCCCGCCCUACGACCCGCGGAACGGCCUCAUCUUUUCCGUGAUCCCGAUGUGUGUCUGGCACACCUUUAAGUUACUCGACAAGACGGUGUUCUAUACCUUUCUGCGCGGCGACUUGGUCGGCCGCAACGCCGGCAAUCAGCUGUAUGUGACACUGCGCGGCGCCUAUCUCUGUAUCACCCACGACAGCGUCCUUGUGAUGCGCGACACCGGCAACAUCCCGCGGUGGAUCAAGCUACAGGAGGUGCGCGAGUUUUAUUACAACGUGACGAGCAGUCGCCCGUUUGUUGCCUUCCUCUCCGAUCCCGGCUCCCCCGACAUCAUCUUCCUACCGCAGCCACCCGUCUUUGGCCGCGAGGCGAUACGCUGCUUCAGCCCGUCGCUAGAGGUACUGCGGCUGCGCCACGUCAUUCACGAGACGUGCUUCGCCUCGCUCGAGAUUCGGCGAGUCAUCAACAUUAAGAUUGCCGAUAUGUCCGUGCGCAGCUUCGUGGAGUGCUACGAGCGGGAGACGCGGCGCGUUCUCGACCUAGACCCCGCGCGAUGCUACGCCGGGGUGCUAAGCUGUCCGCUGCCGAAGGAGCAGCUCGCGCAGGUGUGGCGGGAAGUCCAGGGCAUCUACGCCGCGCGCGACCCCAGCGUCAUUAGCAACACGGCCAUUCCGCUCUAUCAGAACAACACGAACGACACCGCGCUCACAGGCGAUCAGCUUGAGACCUUGUCUAGGCGCCUCGCUCGCGAGAGAAGGAGCAGGGAUGACGUUGUGGGGAUGCCGUACGAGGAGGCGCAACGUAUCCAGGCACCGGUGCGACGAGACAGUCGUCUGCACAGCCGUCACCACCUGACGCCAUUGUAUUCGCAUGAAGCCAUUACCACGCAGUCCGCAAGUGAUGCCACAUUGGUUCACUUGGACCCUCAAUCAAGCCAUUCUUCGGCCAGUCCCGGCCGCGGCGAGACUCUGGCAGCGACGUCAAGCCAUCCACGCAGUGCCGGUCAUGAUAGCGCCUACAACGGAUCAGCAGGGUCGCAGCUCGAAGGCUCUGCAGUAUCCGCCGCUUCAUCUCCCAGGUGGCCGAUAUCGCUUAGCGCGGCACCUCCCAAUACAUCUUCGUGGACGGCGGCGGACGCCGCCGCUGGCGGGAAUACGCACCGUCUCUCUGACGUGGCUGCACCCAACCUCUCAGGCAACGCCGCGAUGCCGAGCGGCGUAGACGACGCGUUCACUCAAGCGAAUCCACGCCUUACACAACUACCAAACCACCGCUUGGAGACACCGCAACUAUCCACCAGCGUCGGCGGGGGCGCCGCCGGCUUCGGCGCGUCACCGGGGUUGGUAAAUGCUAGCUUCGCGAGCAGCCAGUUUGGCGCCAACAGUGUGCAGUACCAGCUUCCAGGAGCGCGCUACCUGAGCGAGGAUGAGAUAAAGGGCGGCAGCUCCUGUGUUGCGGUAGAUCAUCACACGGUCUUGAUGGGCGAUACCCCGCUCGUCGCAGAGGGCACCGUUACUGCCUUCCUCUCCAGCACGGAGCUGAACGUGUCGGAGCUUGUCAACAAGAGCAUCACGGCGAUGCAGGCGACGGCGCCGCCGCCCCUCAAGCGAUCCAACUCUGCCGAGCUGUCGAAGGACACCUGCAAAGGGAGUGAGGGCAAAACCGCUUCUGCGGCCCUCGCCUCCUCACGGACACGAGCCGGUAGGUCCACCUCACAGAGCCGCAAAAAUGACGACUCCUCUGUCGAAACAUAA